AAGCUCUUUCAAUCUGUUGGGACAUACAACACCCAUCCAUGCUUGACCCCUUCUACUUGUGGGCCUAUUUCUUGAUUACUGGUUAACAGAAAAGAGAGUCGACAUGUUUAAAUAUGAUCUUUCCUAUAUGGUAAGUAAGAGUAUAUUUAUACAACUAUAAACGAGUGAUUGUUAACAUAAUCAUGGUUUUAUCUGUGUAGUGUUUUAAAGUCUCAAAUCUUUGAGUUUCUAACAGCUAUCAAAUAAACAAUUAUUUGCUAUUCUACAUUGACUCUAAACAGAAGGGUAAACAAAAACAACAAUACCCAAAUCCCAUAUGAAACAUGAGCCCUUAAUGGAGGAUAAAAGUAAGAAUGUAAAUACUAUACAAAAAGCACAUAUAGAUUAAAAAAGAUACUAGGAACUAUACUAAUCCACUACCCUGAUUUUAAGCCUAAACAGAAGGGUAAAAUGGUCAUAUAUUCACGUUUACAGAUUUCAUUCGCUUAAAAGUGAAACAGAUGAUGUGUAUACAGCACUUGAUGAAAAAAACAUGCCAUUAGUGAUAUACAACAAACACUUGUUAUUAUUACAUUUAGUGUUUAGGUACAACCUCAACAAAGUUGCACAAUACAAGCAACUUACACUUGAGGAAGCAGAAGAAAAGAUAAAAAAAACAGAAGGAAAACUGUAGAUGGGUAUGAAAGAUGGAUGAUGAAAGCUGCAAACAAUGGUGCAGCUGCUUUUGGUGAAGUUGAAAGGCCUGAUGACAAGGAAGGUGGUGGUGGUGGAGGUGGUGGCAGAGGGCGUAAAAACAAUAAUGCAGAUGAUGAUGAAGGGAAUGUGUCAUAUAGAGGAGAAGAAGAUGAGGAUGAAGAGUUUGCAAGGAAAAAUAGACUUGGACUUAAUAAAAGAGGGAGUGAUGAUGAUGAGGAAUGCCCUAGAGGUGGUGAUCUUGAUUUUGAUGAUGAUGAUAUUGAGAAAGGUGAUGAGUGGGAGCAUGAGGAGAUUUUCACAGAUGAUGAUGAAGCAGUUGGUAAUGAUCCUGAAGAGCGUGAAGACUUAUUAGCCCCUGAAAUCCCUGCUCCUCCUGAAAUCAAACAGGUUCACUUUAAAAAAAUAGAUAAAAUUAAAAUAUUGUUUUUUAAAACAUUAAAUAAUAUAUAUAAUAUCCAAGAUGAAGGCGAUGAGGUUACAAAGGCCGCUGCACAGAAGUUGAUAAGCCUUUGUGGGUGGGAGCCAAGGUGGCUUCCAAAUAUUCAAGAUUGCGAAGAACAUUCUGCUCAAUCAGCUAAAAAUGGUGUUUCUUUUAAUCCUAGUAAACAUCAUAACCCUAAUAAGAAAACAAUAUCCAAAGAUUCUUCAAAGAAGGAAACUAGAUCCCCCUUAUUGGAUUGCAGUUUAUAUGGGGCCACAGUAAGAAUCUUGGAUUUCAUUCAUGUAAAUCGUCCUUCCCGUUUUUCCCCCAACAACAUCGAUGUCCCUGAAGCAAGUAAAAAUAUUGUAAUCACACAUGGAAUAAGUGCAGCAACUGGAAUUAAUGGAUGGGUUGAAGCUGAACAACAAACAGAAGACAUUGAUGAAGCUGCAACUACAUGA
This is a messenger RNA of Lactuca sativa (garden lettuce), 1578 nucleotides long. The record is from RefSeq and is a predicted model, not a curated record. Lineage: Eukaryota; Viridiplantae; Streptophyta; Magnoliopsida; Asterales; Asteraceae.